Messenger RNA from Actinia tenebrosa (Australian red waratah sea anemone), 1684 nucleotides. RefSeq lists its product as uncharacterized. Gene Ontology annotation, molecular function: protein binding. Lineage: Eukaryota; Metazoa; Cnidaria; Anthozoa; Actiniaria; Actiniidae. The record is from RefSeq and is a predicted model, not a curated record.
CCAUUCUCGACCGUUACGGACAGCCACUCUUAAUUUUGUUUUCAAAAGGUUUUCGUGUGUCAUUUCCGUGUACUGGAAAGAAGGCAGGCGUUGUUCUUCUUUUCAUCAACAUCGCAUUCAGUGACAAGACGGGUCGAAAUUUGUGGGGACCACUAAGCUUAGCACUCCGACGGCGAUGCACGGCUCGUCCAAAUCCUAAUUAUUCGUCACAAAGUACAUCAGCAACAACUCAGGUAGUACCAAACACGUGCAAUAAAAGAUGCUCCAAAGACUACAUCAUGAAAAGAUUCUGCCUCAGUGAUUACGUUAUAAGAGCAAAGGUCGAGUCUGAGGUACGGAAAAAUGGUCGUCUUCAACUGCGUGUUCGAGUGACCAAGAAGUACAAAAAAGGUAUCGUCAAGAUCACUAGACGACAGCUUUUGGAACUGCGAGGACGAGAAUUAACCUGUGACUGUAGUCCAGUUAUUCUAAAGAGGCACUACCUUUUGCUCGGUAAAGAAGACAAGAAAAAACGGGUACUCUAUGUUGACAAUCUAUUGAUUGCACUUGAUUGGGAAACCAGUGGAAAGAAGAUGCUGCGCAUGCACAGGAAAAGGCGGUACCGCUGUCCUAAAAGAAUCGCAGCGACAGGAACUUGAACCGUAACAGAUAUCAGAUGUUUAUUUCCUUGUGCUAGCUUUGUGCUAGCUUUAACAAUUAGGCGUCCCGCGCGCUAUAAACAAUAGCACGUGGUCAUCCAUUCAUGCAGAGCAUUAUAAAACUGAUUAUUCGUCAUGUUUUAUUAGCCAUAUUAAUUGUGUUAAGUUAAGAGUAGGAUAAAACGAGUAAUAGUUGGACUUGUUUAUGAGCAGGUUAUAAGCAGUGGUAGGAUGAUGUUGUUCGUGAAAAACAUUUUGACCACAGGAAGCCCAAUUCAGAUCCAAUUCUGUCUAUUUCAUUAUUAACGAUAGCUAGAAUCGAUUCGUUUUUUUUUGUUGUUGUUGUUGUUGUUGUUGUUGUUGUUGUUGUUUUUUUGUUUUUUUGUUUUGUUUUGUUUUUUUGUUUUGUUUUUUGUUUUCAAGACAAAAGCAAAUGACGAAACUCAAUUUAGCAGAAUGGAUAACUUAAAGCAUUUAAUUUUGUUAUCACGUUAAUUAAUUAGACGCAAUUCUCUAAUAAUCACGUAUUUUUAUAUGUCAGUUUAUAUAUUUCGAAGUCAUACGACAGGACCAAGUCGGGCUGUUGAAAAUGAUUUACACACUCCACGGAGUACGUCCAAUGCGGCUGUGAACGCGUGUGGGAGGCUACUUAGCGCAAUGGAAGCGCAACAAUUACAUGACGCGAAGCCAUUUGUUAGCCAGAACCGAUUAGUAAAUACUUGACUUCAUUUUUAUAAUAAAACUAUACCGUUUAUCACGCGCAGCAUCUAUGAGCGUUGGUCCAUGGACCUUUAUCACUCGGCGGCCAUGUUUAUUCUCAUGAGGAUAAAAAUCUUUGUUUCACCCGCAUUCUCAAGCACUUGAAUGCGAGACCAUGAUUGGUGGAAUAUAUUGUUUAAACCAACAUGGCUGCCGUAUCAUGGCUAAUUGACUAAUAAUUAAUAACGCGCAGUAUGUCGUAACUACGAUUAGAAAUUUUCAUUAUUAUCUUUACCUUUCAAUUACUUAGUCAAGACAAUUAAAUAAACGGAACAGAUUAAUCUAAA